Zootoca vivipara (common lizard) is the source of this 1786-nucleotide messenger RNA. NCBI's taxonomy places the organism in Eukaryota, Metazoa, Chordata, Lepidosauria, Squamata, Lacertidae. The record is from RefSeq and is a predicted model, not a curated record.
CACAGCCACUUGGAGGACGAGCAUCCCCUUUUGGUGGUCGCCCCUCGGAGCGGGCUGCAGAGAUGGACCCCAGAGGAGGAAGAGCCCUUUGCUGCCUCUGGGCGACCCUCCUCCUCGCCCCGCCAAGGGCCGGAGCCCUGAAAGUGGAGGACACCCUGGUGGAGCUGGACUUCUUCCAGGAGAGCUUCCCUUCGGAGAAGAAGUCCGGGGAGUUCCUGCUGGAGUUUGACAACGAGGAGAUCCUGCACGUGGACUGGGAGAAGAAGCAGAAUGUCUGGAGGCUGCCGGACUUCCAGCGCUUCACCAGCUUCGAGGUGCAGGGCGCCCUGGCCAACAUCGCCGUCAUGAAGAACAACAUGGAGGUGCUCAUGAAGCGAAGCAACCGCACCCGUGCCCUGAACGUUGCUCCUUCGGCCACUGUGUACCCAGAAAAUGCUGUGGAACUGGGGGACCCCAACAUCCUCAUCUGCUUUGUGGACAGGUUCUCCCCCCCAGUGCUGAACAUCACCUGGCUGAAGAACAAGGAGGAGGUCUCCGAGGGCGUGGAGGAGACAGACUUCUACCCCAGCGUGGACAACACUUUCCGCAAGUUCUCCUACCUCCCCUUCGUCCCUGAGCAGGGAGACAUCUACGUCUGCCAAGUGGAGCACUGGGGCAUCCCAGAGGGAAAGAUGGAGAAGACAUGGGUUUCCAAGGCGCCCUCUCCCAUCCCGGAGACGAUGGAGAACGUGCUGUGUGCCCUGGGCUUGGCCUUUGGCAUCCUGGGCAUCAUCGCUGGCACCAUCCUUUUCUUCAAGGCCAUGAGGAUGAAUGGUCGCAGGGGCCUCACAUAAUGGAGGAUUCCUUUCCUGACUGCCUCUUCCUUAAACCUUCUCAGCUCAGCUCCUUUGCCAAGAGUCUCUUCUGCUAUAAUUCAGAUGGAACGAGUUGCUACCUCCAUGUGAAGCUUAUCCUUAGAAGCUUUUUGGAUAAUAUGUUUAACUUUUGAGAACAAUUAUGAUAGCCAAAGAUGCUUAGGCAGACUUACAUUACUUUUCUCCCUUUUAUGUUUCCCUCUUAACAAAGAAAUUGCUCUCAGAGUGUUUAAGUAAACAAGAAAAGUAUAUGAUUUACUCACAUGAAAUGUCUUGCCCAUGGUUCAAUAGUUAUAGCUCCCUCUAUACAUGUUCUGUAAUUCCCUGGUGCCUUUGCUUCUGGAUGUCCAGUAAUCGUGGAUUUUAUAGAAUCAUAGAAUCCUAGAGUUGGGAGGGACCCCAAGGGUAAUCUAGUCCAACCCCCUGCAUUGCAGGAAUAUCAGCUAAAUCAUCUCUGACAGAGGGGCUUGUGGUUUGGCUGAAAAUCCUCCCACAAACUCCAGGAUUGAGUCAGGAUAGGGGUUUUUUUGGGGGGGGGUCCCUGCUUUGCCUCGCCUUGCAUCUGCAUGGCUCAAGGAGACCCCCUGCCAGCAAAGUGUCAGGCAUACUAUUUCAUAUCUCCACCCCACUUACCAAAAACCAUUCACCUCCCUCUCCAGUUUUUGGAGAGAGCCUUACUCAGUUCUGUGCAUUGCACUGCAGGUAUAGACCCCUCAGGUGUUUCCUUAAUCCCAAAGAGAAUUCAUCCAUCUUUUGGGGGAAGUUUAGUUGUGAAGAGACCCCAAACACCUUUCUCAUCCACAUAAAGCACAUAAAGCAGGGUUGUAUCUGUCUGCGUGGAGGAAAAGAUCCUUUAUUCAUCCGCAAAACUUUCCCAAUGGCUUCUGUGUAGCCCAUAUUUCAAAAGCAAUGAAUAAAUAUUUCAGUUUGUU